CUUUCGUUCUUCCUUUCUUCAUCCGUCCCUGUUCUGUUCUGGCAUCUUCCUCAUCGGAGCCGAGCAAUCCAAGAAUAAAGGAGCCACUCGCCGAUUACUAGCAAAUGGCGGCGGCGGCGAUGGCCGGGUGCGGCGUCCCGGCGGCGCCCGUGCAGCAUCCCCGUUCGCGCGCGACGACCCGGAUGCGGUGCCGCUGCUGCGAGGACUCGCUCGGCGUCCCGCGCCGCCGCCGCGCGCCCGGCGCCGAGUCGCAGCAGCAGAUGUACUUCCCGGAGCUCCGGCCGUCGCAUCCGCCAUCCCCGCCGCCGCGUCCGCGGCGCAUCGUGCUGGUGCGGCACGGGCAGAGCGAGGGGAACGUGGACGAGAGCGCCUACGGUCGCGUCCCCGACCCGCUUAUCGGCCUCACCCCCAAAGGCCGCAGCCAGGCCGAGGACUCCGGCCGCCGCCUCCACCGCCUCUUCUCCGGCUCCGGCGAAUCCGAAGACGAAUCCUCGGAGCAGAACUGGAAGGUGUACUUCUACGUUUCCCCCUACCGCCGCACCCUGGAGACCCUCCGCGGGCUCGGCCGCGCCUUCUCCGCCCCCCGCAUCGCCGGCGUCCGCGAGGAGCCCCGCCUCCGAGAGCAAGACUUCGGCAACUUCCAGGACAGGGAGAAGAUGCGCGUGGAGAAGGAGACCCGCCGCCGGUACGGCCGCUUCUUCUACCGCUUCCCGGACGGCGAGUCGGCCGCCGACGUCUACGACCGGAUCACCGGCUUCCGCGAGACGCUCCGCGCCGACAUCGACAUCGGCCGCUUCCAGCCGCCCACGCCCUCGCCGGCGACGGCGCCGGAGAUGAACCUGGUGCUGGUGUCCCACGGGCUGACGCUGCGGGUGUUCCUGAUGCGGUGGUACAAGUGGACGGUGAGCCAGUUCGAAGGGCUCGCCAACCUCGACAAUGGCGGCGCCGUCGUGAUGCAGACCGGGGAAGGCGGGAGGUACAGCUUGCUGGUGCAUCACUCCGUCGAGGAGCUCCGGGAGAUGGGGCUCACGGAGGAGAUGAUCGAGGACCAGGUGUGGCAAAGCACGGCGAGGCCUGGCGAGCUUAACUACGAGUUCAUCACCAAUGGCCCUUCUUUCUUCACCCAUUUCACAUGAGCUCUAUGUAUAUAGCUGCCACACGAUUAUUAGCUACUCUUGCUUCUUUGGAGCUUCCUUUAAUUUGGGAAUUUUAAUAUAUGUGAUCACUUCAGAUUUUGUGGAUAUAAUUCCCAGUUCGAUCUAGGCAAAACUAAGGAUUAGUCGUUUUAAGCAUAUAAGGCAAAAAGAUUACUACGAAGUAGUAUAAUGUGAUCACAGAUUUUGUAGUCUUUUUCGAAAUGGUUUUUUCUUUCA
Messenger RNA from Brachypodium distachyon (stiff brome), 1373 nucleotides. RefSeq names its product phosphoglycerate mutase-like protein AT74H. The transcript is spliced from 2 exons. The record is from RefSeq and is a predicted model, not a curated record. NCBI's taxonomy places the organism in Eukaryota, Viridiplantae, Streptophyta, Magnoliopsida, Poales, Poaceae. Bases 105 to 1136 code for a protein of 343 amino acids. Gene Ontology annotation, molecular function: phosphatase activity.